AUGUCUUCAGACGAGAAACCCCAAGACCAGGAGUUCAAGAGAGAGGAGCAGGAACACCAAGAUGGUCAGGAGCACCAAGACAACCAAGACCAGAACCAAAACCAGCAAGAUGACAACGACAACGACAACGAUAACGCCUCAGACCACCAGCAAGACUCUCAGCAAAACGGCAGGACGGGUGAACUAAGCGAAGACAACUCUUCCGACCGCGACGAAGAAAACGAGCCCGCAACACCACCCGCCCCCGAACGUCAACGCUCAAGCGGCCGCGGCGCCCGUGGUGCUCGCGGCGGCGGUGACGACGAUGCCGGCAACGACCGCGAAAGAACGCAGACCCAAACCAAGACGCAGGGCCGCCGCAGAAGAAGGGGCGCCCCGUUGCGCCAAGUCCAAGACGACGACUACGAUGACGAUGACUAUGAUGAGAAGGGACAGGGCAUGGUGCCCCAUCAGCAACGGCAGGGACAGCAGCAGAUGUACCAGCCACAACAACAGAUGCAGAUGCAGCAGCAGAUGCAGCAGCAGCAACAGGUGCAGCAGGGAGGCAAGAAGGACGACGGCAAGAACCCGCUCAAGCUGCGGCUUGACUUGAAUCUGGAUAUCCAGAUUGAGCUCAAGGCCAAGAUUCACGGUGACCUGACGCUGGCUUUGCUUGACAUGGAUUGA
This is a messenger RNA of Trichoderma citrinoviride, 666 nucleotides long. RefSeq lists its product as hypothetical. NCBI's taxonomy places the organism in Eukaryota, Fungi, Ascomycota, Sordariomycetes, Hypocreales, Hypocreaceae. The transcript is spliced from 3 exons. The record is from RefSeq and is a predicted model, not a curated record. The coding region runs from base 1 to 666 and encodes 221 amino acids.